AUGGCGCCAAUAAUGUUCUCUUUAAGAUUUCUGUUCUUCCUUUCUCCCGUUUUGUUCCUCAUCAGCACUCAAUCCCUUGCUCAGCCCCCUGAUUUUCGAGGCAUUUGGUGUUUCAACGAUAAGGGCAACUACACCACCAACAGUACCUACCAGACAAACCUCAACACCCUUCUCUCUUCUCUUUCUUCCCCCUCCAACAACGGCAAUGGCUACGGCUUCUACAACUCAUCCUACGGGGAAAACCCCGACCAGGUUCACACAAUCGGGCUAUGUCGAGGGGAUGUCAAGGUGGACAUUUGCCGUGGCUGCCUCAGCAACGCCACACAACUGCUCACACAGGUCUGUCCCAAUCAAAAGGAAGCUUUCGGCAUAUUUGACCAGUGCACGCUUCGCUACGCCAACCGCUCCAUCUACGGAGCCAUGGAAACUUUCCCAACUCUCAUGUGGUAUAACGUACAGAACGUAUCCUCCGACGUCGAUGGGUUUUUUCAAGAGCUGAGGACGCUACUGGAGGACCUAAGGGGUCAAGCUGCAGGGAACGGUUCACUUCGAAAAUUUGCGGUAGGGACCGCAAUCGCUCCCAACUUCCAAACAAUCUAUGGACUUGCGCAGUGUAGGCCGGAUUUGACCGAGCAGAACUGCAGUUAUUGCUUGGGUAGUUCUAUGGCAGAUAUCCCAGAAUAUUUUCCGGGGAAGGAAGGUGGUCUUAUUAGUAAACCCAGCUGUGAUGUUAGGUAUGAGACCUAUCGCUUCUUUGACCCUACAACUGUCCGACCAUUGCCGUCUUCUCCACCGGCACUGUCUAGUCCUCCUCCACCGUCAACCAAUACAGGAGGAUCCAAGAGUAACAGAUCUCGGACUGUCAUCAUUAUUGUUGUGCCAAUUGUAGUUUCUGUGGUACUAAUAGUUAUAUUCUUCUUUAUUUGUUUAAGAGUAAGGACAAAGAAAAAACUUGAAACUAGGAAGUUAAUUCCAGGCGGCCACGAUACAUAUGAAAUUGGAUUUGCAGAAUCCUUGCAAUUUGACUUGGCCACCAUUAGAGUUUCCACAGAUGACUUUUCUGAAGCAAAUAAACUUGGACAUGGCGGAUUUGGUUCUGUUUAUGUAGGCCGGAUUUGCAAUGGAAAAGAUAUAGCUGUAAAAAGGCUCUCUACAAAUUCUGGGCAAGGAGAUUUAGAAUUCAAAAAUGAGGUCUUGUUAGUGGCUAAACUUCAACACCGGAAUUUAGUUAGACUCUUGGGUUUCUGCUUAGAAGGAAGUCAAAGGCUUCUUGUCUAUGUUGUCCCUAAUGCAAAUCUCGAUCACAUCAUAUUUGACCCAACAAAGCGUGCACAACUAGAUUGGGUGAGGCGCUACAAAAUCAUAGUAGGCACUGCUCAAGGCCUCCUUUACCUCCACGAAGACGCUCGCCUUAGAAUUAUUCAUCGUGAUCUCAAAGCUAGUAACAUCUUGAUAGAUGCAGAAAUGAACCCCAAAAUUUCAGAUUUUGGCAUGGCAAAGUUGUUCGUGCUUGAUCAAACGCAAGGCAAUACUAGUCGAAUUGUCGGGACCUAUGGGUAUAUGGCUCCAGAGUAUGCAUUUCAUGGACACUUUUCUGUUAAGUCCAAUGUCUACAGUUUUGGUGUGUUAGUUCUAGAGAUAGUCAGUGGACAAAAAAAUAGUGGCUUCCAGCAUGGAGAAAAUGCGGAGAAUCUUCUAAGCUUCGCCUGGAGAAGUUGGAGGGAAGGGACAGCUUCAAAUCUAAUAGAUCCCACAAUGGAGACUGGUUCAAGAAAUGAAAUAAUGAGAUGCAUCCACAUUGGAUUAUUAUGUGUGCAAGAAAAUGUAGCUGAUAGGCCAACCAUGGCUUCUGUUAUUCUCAUGAUGAAUAGCCACUCCUUCACUCUCCCAGUGCCCUCCCAACCUGCAUUUUAUCUGCAUAGAAGCAUUGGAUCGGACAUGUCGUUACGAUCUGAAUAUAAUUCAGGGGCAACAAGGUCAGAUCGAUCCAAGAGUAACUCUGUCAUAGUAAUGGAAUAUGAGACUUUUACUGAACCACAUCCUCGCUAGUGGUUGAGGAUCGAUCCCUUUGGUUCAUUUUAAUUCUUUCUUAUCUAAUUCUAUAUGGUGUGGCUCAUUCAUUAAUUGUUCAAGUAGGGUUCUGAAUAAGGCUUCACAUUCUUGAUACAAUAACAGAGGAAGUGCUAUAUAGCAAAGCAUUUACUUCUGAUGGAUUUGUGGAGAAAAUUACCCAAGUGUGUUGAUUUUCAGGAUCUGGAUCAAUGUGAAUCAAACCAGAGUGUAAUUUAUUAUAUUUUUAUGACAACUCUGUAUAA
Molecule: messenger RNA, 2315 nt
Organism: Prunus mume (Japanese apricot)
Lineage: Eukaryota; Viridiplantae; Streptophyta; Magnoliopsida; Rosales; Rosaceae
Source: RefSeq, a predicted model, not a curated record